Molecule: messenger RNA, 456 nt
Organism: Fusarium venenatum
Lineage: Eukaryota; Fungi; Ascomycota; Sordariomycetes; Hypocreales; Nectriaceae
Source: RefSeq, a predicted model, not a curated record
AUGGACAGACAACCACCAAAUACCUACCUCGAAACAUCAGAACAUCAGAAAAUUGCUUGGGUCACAGGCCUCAGCUAUUAUCAAAAUCGACCGCUAGAAACACACCAAACGAAAUCCAUUAGGAGAUCCAUGCUUCCCAAGCCCGAGAUGGCCAAAUUUGAAGACCUCCCGGCUGAACUGGUCAACAACAUUAUUAUUGACCGCCUUCCUCGCAAAUCUCUAAUUCACAUCACAUUCGCUCAAAGGCACAUCAAAAAGCUCAAGGCGGCUGCAUCCUCCCCGCGCAUCGCACCGCAUGUUCAAGAGAUAGUUUUCUUCAUUUUCAAGACUCUCCCGUCAUGCAAGGUGGACGGUAACACAGAUGACUACAUCAAAGGAUACUCCCAAGCAGUUCGGUACGACUUCUUUAUGUGUGUUGAUGCCCUGCCAAACCUACGGCCUUCGGCAAUCUUAUGA